Molecule: messenger RNA, 1020 nt
Organism: Sclerotinia borealis F-4128
Lineage: Eukaryota; Fungi; Ascomycota; Leotiomycetes; Helotiales; Sclerotiniaceae
Source: the annotation of a GenBank genome assembly
AUGGCACUAGUCGAUUACACUUCGUCCGAUGAAGAAGAGGUCGUCGCGGACAACCUUAAUCAAGACAACGAAAGAAAUGGAAGGGAUGGAAGGAAUGCUACUACCGGUACAGGAACUUCAAAUUCAACACAUUUGAAGCGAAAACGAGACAUUUCUUCACCAUCUGAAUUACCUCCACUACCUUCCAAAUUUCAUGAUCUUUAUGCAUCAACUGUAAGAAACAGUACAACAGAUAAUCCAAGCUUACAUGGAGGAAAGAAAAGAAUUACUCCUCAUAUCGAGGGUAAUUGGCCAACGCAUAUUUAUAUUGAGUGGUAUCCUUCGACUACAGAAUAUGAUCUAUUAACAGCCUUGAUUUCAAAAGUUGCGUCGGUCAAAAGAUUCGAGAUUCAUACAUUCUUGACAAGUGACCUUGGGGUCCCUCUUCCAUUACAUGUCAGUCUUUCACGAGCAAUCGGAUUCUCCAAAGAUGUGAAAGAUACCUUCUUGACUUCAUUCGAGCAAGCCAUAAAAUUUUCCGGAAUUCGUCCAUUCGAAAUCGGAUUCUCCGGUUUAGCUUGGGUUCCUAAUUACGAAAAGACUCGAUGGUUCUUAGUUCUCCGUCUUAAAAGACCAGGAAGCGAUGCAUUGAACAAAUCACUUCAUGUCAGCAAUAAGGUCGUGGAAAGAUUUGGGCAGCCGCCACUAUACGCAAAUUCUAGGACUAGUGAAAAUAGCCCAAAGAAUGCUCACCCUAUCCAGGACAUCAAAAUGUUUAGAGCCAAGGCACGGCAAGAAAAGCAAAAUUUCAGCGAUAUGGUUGACUUGUCAGAGGCAUUUCACAUUAGCAUUGCUUGGACGCUCUUGCCACCAGACCAAGAGCUUAUUGAUGCUACCGAACGGUUGACGACCAAUGAACUAAUGAAAGUGAAGCAGAUUCAAAUAAAGUCCGGGGAACUCAAGGCCAAAAUUGGUAAUGUAGUGACCAAUGUGCCUCUUUCUAUGAGUGUCACGGAAGGCAAAGGUCUCUUUGGAUUUUGA